Molecule: messenger RNA, 1974 nt
Organism: Brassicogethes aeneus
Lineage: Eukaryota; Metazoa; Arthropoda; Insecta; Coleoptera; Nitidulidae
Source: the annotation of a GenBank genome assembly
UCGAAUUUCCCUCGCAAACGUAUCGACCGCAGCCAGCUGCGGUCGCCGCAACAAACCAGCAGGCCUUGGCAAUACAAACAAUAACAAAACAAAACGCUGUCGUCACGUUUUUUAUCCAAACUCCCUCAAAUUUAUUUUGUUUUUCACCAGGACACGACGGGCCAUGUUGCCUGGUCACAUUUUACUGAGAACAGGGAAUUUCGCGACAGUGUUUCAUCGGAUGGUACAAUGACGAUUUGAAUUCAAAUUCAAUAGAAAGAUUGUUAAAUGAGUGCGGAAAACGUUCUUGACGGCAACUUUAGAAAUAUCCUUCAUGAGUAUGAAAACGUUAUAGAUGAACUACAACAUGAAUUGGAAUAUGUUAAGAGCGAACAUCACGUCGUCAAAUCGAAAAUAUGUGACUUAACUAACGAAAAUAGAGCCCUAAAUAAACAAUGUAAUGAUAUUCUUAGUGAAAAAAUUAAUUUUGUGCACAAAGAAAAUGAUAUUGUUGAAAGUUUAAGACAGCAAAUUAAUGUAUUAACCAAUGAAAAAGAUUAUUCCACACAGUUAUGGCAAAAUGCUAUGAAAACUAUAGAUUCUCUUGAAGAGGAUCUAAAAUAUUACCAAAGUGGUUUGGAAGGAUUUGUACCCAAAAAUGAAAUAUCAAAAAUAAAACAUUCUUAUGAAGAACAAGUCAAAAACUUAUCCAAUGAACUACUUUUCACAAGGGAAAAGUUAAAUAAUUUAUCUAAAUCAACUUCAAAUCAAAUAAUAUCAGAAUUUUCCAAAAUAGACAAAUCUCAUCAAGUCCAAGAAAACUCCUUUAAAAUCAUUAAAAAUCUUGAAGAGGAAAUACUGAAUUUGCAGCAAAGAUUGCAGGAGUGUCUUAAUGUAAAUAAAAAUCAAGAAAAAAAACUUAAAGAGCAAGAUAGACAAAUUAUUUUGGCGACCAAGAAAAAUGAAGAAUACAUUGUUAAAAUCAUGGAAUCCAUACAAAUUGUUGAAGCUGCUCUGGUAGAAAAGGAUGGAGCAUUAUAUAGGGAAAAAGAAUAUAAAAGUAAAAUAUUGGAAUUAAAUGAUUUACUAAACGACUACAUGAAAGAAUCCCAAGAAAAAUUACUAAAAGAAACAGCAGAAAUAAGACAAGAAUAUAACAAAAAAAUUCUGGAAAUGGAACAAGAAUUAAAAGAUUCCCAAAAUGACUUGAAAAUAAAAGCGUUUGAAAUAGAAAAGCUGUCAGGAAAAUGUAGCAUAUUGGAAUGCGAAAUAGAAAGAGUUCUCAAAGGAAAUACUCACAUAGAUGAAAGCGGUACGUCAAAAUUACUGGUGUUGGAGAAAAAUUUAGAAACAACUUUUCAGAAAUUGUUAAUUUCUGAAAAACAAAAUAUUUCCCUGGUUUCUCAGAGGGAUGCGAUAAAAAACGACAUGGAGGAAAUGACGAGUCAUUUUGAAAGGGACAUAAAAACGAGGGAAAUUGAGAAGUUAGGAAUGCAGCAAAAAAUUAAGCAACUUCAAAAUGAAUUGGGCGAAGUAAAUGAAAACUACUGCAAGGAAUGUAAAAAAAAUGAACUGUUGAAUAACAAAAUAGUACAUAUGGAGAAGGGGUUUAAUGAAAAUAUAGAAACUAAAGAAAAGUGUUUAUUAAAUAGCCAUUCAGUUAAAAUCAGUGAAUUACAUAAAACAUACAAUGAAAAAUUGGACAACUUGAAAUUACAAAUGGAUUUACAACGAGACGUGAACGAAAAAUGGAAAACCGAAUAUAAAAAUUUUACCCGGAGUUUCGAAGAUGUUAUUACAAAACAAAAAGAAGAAAUAAAAAAAUUAAAAAAAGAAAAUAAAAAACUAAUUUCAAAGCUGAAGGCAUCAAAUAAGGAAGUUACAGAGUAUAAAUCAUUUUUGAAUGUUUUAUCUAAGGAUGCAUCUAAUUUAACUCAAAAUGCUGUUAAAUAACGUUAAAUUAAGUUUUUGUCUAUUAAAAAUGUAUUAAAAUUU